Molecule: messenger RNA, 1158 nt
Organism: Planococcus citri (citrus mealybug)
Lineage: Eukaryota; Metazoa; Arthropoda; Insecta; Hemiptera; Pseudococcidae
Product: basement membrane proteoglycan-like
Exons: 6
Coding region: 230-958 (242 amino acids)
Cellular component (GO): plasma membrane
Molecular function (GO): protein binding
Source: RefSeq, a predicted model, not a curated record
AUGAAAAAACCACAUAGAUAUCUAAUAACGUAGGAGUCCCUGCCAUUUUUUCCAGGGCACUUUAUUGCAACCAAAAUACCUAAUCAUUUGCGUGCGAGUGUGUAGUAGUUACUGUUGUACUUCAAAUAAUUUUAAAUGCAGAUCUACCAAAUCGCUGGUUGGAUUUGAAUAUAUUUUCAAUAAAUUGAUACCUAAUAAUUUGCAUUAGAAAACGAAUUUUUUUAAAAAAAUGUUCAAAGUGCAGUAUUUUGGUAAUUGGUGUUCGUUGAGAUGUGAUAUGGCGACCUUCACGGCUACGAUUUUGGUCUUCUAUAUGCAGUUCUGCCAGAUUAUAACGACAGCGAAUGAGGGAUCUUUGGUCAUUUUUGUAGAGACGAGGUUUACGUGUGACAAUGGCACUUCUAUUCGCGGAAGUCAAGUAUGCGAUAAAACGGUGGACUGCCCUGAUGAAGAAGAUGAACUAGGUUGCGCACGAACUUGUGAACCUCGAGAAUUUAAAUGCAGCGGUAAAGGAACUGAAGCAUGUAUUCCUGAAUAUUUCCGUUGUAAUGAUGAAGUCGACUGUUAUGAUGGAACGGAUGAAUUACGUUGCACAGCCGAAAAAUGGGCCAAAACCAAAUUCGUCAAUCAAACAGAAACCUAUGAAGAUGAAACUUUUGAAAUUGACUGUUUCGUUUAUGGUGAACCCAUCUCAAAUAUAAAAUGGUAUAAGGAUGAUGAACCUGUUCCUGCUAAAUGUACAUCGACCAGGGAUGGCAAGACGUCGCGUCUUACUUGUCCAAAAGCUGAACGGGCAGAUCAAGGUUUUUACACUUGCAAAGGUUUCAAUCCGAAAAAAUUCACUGUUCAUGCUCGUCCUAGUGGAAAAACAUUUCGGUUGAUAGUAAAAGAUAGCCGCUACGUGCCACCGCCGCCACUGCCGUCCGGAUAUGAAGAUGAACCACGCCCCUACAGCUAAUUUAUACAGUUUUCGAUUUGAAAAGCUAUUUACUGCUCUUGAAAACCUGUUUAUUGAUUUUUUAGAAUUAAAAAAAAUUUACAACUGUCAUUAUAACAGCUGAUUUAUUAAAAACUAUUUGAUGUACACGGACAAAAUUUUUAAUAAAAAUAACUAUUUCAGUAUAGUAACUAACUGGACCCCAUUCAAAAAUAAUAGUG